AUGGUGGCGUAUUUGUUAGCUGUGUUCGCGUUGGUGUCUGCUGUGUCAGCUGAAAAUCAAAUACUAGUCGCCAAAGUGUUUCUCACAGAACCACUCCGGAAAAAUAACAUUCAAGGCAACAUCACAUUUACACAAGUUGAUGAGCACAAAGUUCACGUGGAAGGUGUCGUGACUGGUCUACCAGCUGGUCGCUAUGGCUUCCACGUUCAUGAGAAGGGGGAUCUAUCAGGAGGUUGUGCAUCUGCUGGGCCCCAUUUUAACCCUGAAAAGAAACAACAUGGCCAUCCGAACGACAAGAACCGUCACGUUGGUGAUUUAGGCAACGUAGUUUUUAAUGAAGACUCCGUGGCUACAAUCGAUUUUAUGGACACCAUGAUCGCUCUGUAUGGCCCUCACUGCAUUCUGGGAAGGUCUAUUGUGCUACAUGAAAGUGAUGAUGACUAUGGAAGAUCUGAUCAUCCCGAUUCAAAGACGACUGGAAAUGCUGGGGGACGCGCCGCUUGUGGUGUUGUUGGAAUUGUUGAUCCCGUGACCCCGUGGAAUUCCAGUGGAACAAUCAGUGCUUCUAUCUUGUUGAUAGCAUCCAUACUUACUCUAAUUAUGUAUUAA
Molecule: messenger RNA, 609 nt
Organism: Pieris macdunnoughi
Lineage: Eukaryota; Metazoa; Arthropoda; Insecta; Lepidoptera; Pieridae
Source: the annotation of a GenBank genome assembly